Molecule: messenger RNA, 1818 nt
Organism: Gossypium raimondii (Peruvian cotton)
Lineage: Eukaryota; Viridiplantae; Streptophyta; Magnoliopsida; Malvales; Malvaceae
Product: TSL-kinase interacting protein 1
Exons: 8
Coding region: 178-1614 (478 amino acids)
Biological process (GO): pattern specification process
Cellular component (GO): nucleus
Molecular function (GO): chromatin binding
Source: RefSeq, a predicted model, not a curated record
CUUGGCGGCAUUUGCCUUUGAAUUUUAAAGUCCAUUUUUAACUAUUUGCCGAAACAAAUACGCCCUUGAAAACCUUUUCUCCCAGAUCCUCAAAUUCCCGCCACUACUAUUUACCACUUUUCAAAUUUCUAACUUUCUCUGCGCUGCUCUGAUUCUAUUCAGGAAAACUUUUAUCAUAUGGGAACUAAUAGAAAGAGAAGGAUAAAAGCGUUAGAACCACAUUCAGAAAUUAAUGUGCACGAAGGUUGUAAGGGAGUCGAUAAAUCUAGAAAGACAAGCGUUGAGCAGCAGCUUCAGGGAGCAACAGGAAAAACAGAAAAGGAUGAGCAUUCAUCACCUAGUGGUUCAGGUGAAGCACCAUCUUCAAGGUCUAAAACUACAAAAACCAGAAUUGUGGAAGGAAUUACAAUACCUGCACUUGACUUGAAUACAGAAGAAAGACUUCAUCCUUCCACUAAGAUUAAGUUGCAGCUCUUUCCGAUAGAUGAAAGCACUCGUCUAGGUUUAGAAAAGGAUGGCUUUCAUCCUUAUUUGGAACUGACUUUAAGUGCUAGAAAGAAGAUAUCCUCUGUACUUAAGCACCUUGGUAGCAAGUGGGGCAGUUCAAGCAUCGCUGUUGGGGAGCCCAUGCUUUUCCCAUAUGUAGCAGAAUGUCUGACCGGUUACAGAUGGACUAGAAAUGACAUUUGCAUCAGUGCCAGCGAUGUUUAUGCAGCAAUUGGGAGCCCAGCUGUGUUUCGUUUAAGGUAUGGAUGGAUGUCUGACUCUAAUCUUGAAACAAAAACCUUGGGACAGCCUUCUGUAUCAGCUCCCUUCAAAGCCUCCUCCAAACUUGAAGAUGUACAGAAAAGUUGCCAUACUUACAUGCAGAAUGCAUAUGUAAAUGGUGAAAAAGCUGAGGUAACUGGUGAAGAGUCUGGAAAACCAAUCAUUAUGAGUGGAGAAACAAAUGUAGCUGUUGCAGAGAAGGCGUCUAAUGGAGGAGUUGGUUCUAUGGAAAAUGAAGUGACAAUGGAUGGUAGCAUUGAACAAUCACUGGCAAUGUGGGCGGACAGUCUAACUAACAUUAGCAUAGGAGGUCUGCUGUCAGAAGCAUCAUUGCAGGGCAGGUUUGGGAAUUGUGAUAAAAAAUCAAAUGGGAUCUCGUCAGGCUUGCAAUCAUCUCAAUUAAUCUCUGAUUCCUUUGAUGCUUUCCUUUCUGGUCAAAUGAAUCCCUCCAGAAGUCUAAGGCCGCCACUUCAGGACUCACAUUCCUCAAUUUUAGAUGCUGAUGAUACAUGCCAUGCAUUUCCAUUUCAAAAAAUUUCUUCUUUAGGCAAAAAUCCUAUAGCUACCGGUGGAAGUGCUUAUUUUCAUGCAGGCAAUCAGGACACCAGUUCUAAGUCAUUCAAAAACCCCAAUCUGACAGAGGCCAAUAUUCGAUCACAAGGCCAGGCUUGUCAACAAUCAGACACAGACUUGAUACUUUGUUCGCGAGUAUAUAAUGAUGAAAGCAGUCUCGGGCUCUCAGGCAUUAAAUGGACAGAAUCUUUGGGACCCUUUGAUCUGGGCCUGUCUUCUUCCCGCAAAGUCAUAAAUGGAGACAAUACUAGCAUCAAUGGCAUUGUCAGGUAGUAGGUUCUCGAAGUUAUGAAUAUACACUACAUUGAGGGAAAAUAAAAGUAAAAACCUUGAUUGUAUUGCAUAAACAUUCUCAACUUGUCAGCUUUAUAAAUCGCUAUCUUGUAAAUUUGCUUUUGGUUCAGUAAUACUAUUGGAAAUGGGAAGCAAACAAUAUUAAUGAUAAACCUGAAAUGAAAGCGUGCUAAUUUAAGUUCA